UCUGUCAACUCUUUUCAUCUCUCCACCAUUGCCUCAAAACAUCAAAGAAGAGAGAGAAAGCAAUCUAGAGAGAGAAAUCUGGGAAAGAUGUCGAAAUCUGCUGGUUUGCUCGUGAUUUGUGCUGUAAUCCUUGUCGCCCACAUGAUCGCGCUCUCAUUUCCUGCCGUUGAUGCCGCUUCAAGCGGUGGGGACCACCAUCUGGGAUGGAUUCCGACCACUACCUCCACCGUCGGCAGCGCCUGCCGUGGAUCUAUGGCGGAAUGUCUUGCUGAAGGCGGAGAUCUGGAUAUAGACGACAUGGAGUUCGCUAUGGAUAGUGAAUCGCACCGACGCAUUUUAGCAAACAAUCGUCGUUACAUCAGCUACGGUGCACUUAGCCGGAACAACGUCCCGUGCUCCAGACGCGGUGCGUCGUACUACAACUGCCGUUCCGGAGGUCAGGCUAACCCUUACACCCGUGGUUGCAGCGCCAUCACUCGUUGCCGCCGUUGAGCGAUGGCGUUUGUUUGUUCCUAUUAUUUUAUUUAUUAAAUACGAUUUUAUGUGGAACUGAUUAAUUCAUAUUAGUUUGAAUGGAAUCAUAUACUCUCUCUACAUUCAUACGAAAUUCGGUCGAUGAUGAUAAUAAAAUUUGGGUGUAAUUUUGAUUUGCUUUACUCAUAUAUACUAAUUGUGUGUACAACCAAUGUUCAAAUU
This is a messenger RNA of Cynara cardunculus var. scolymus (artichoke), 696 nucleotides long. Its product is annotated as protein RALF-like 33. Lineage: Eukaryota; Viridiplantae; Streptophyta; Magnoliopsida; Asterales; Asteraceae. The transcript has a single exon. The coding region runs from base 88 to 492 and encodes 134 amino acids. The record is from RefSeq and is a predicted model, not a curated record.